Messenger RNA from Onychomys torridus (southern grasshopper mouse), 3865 nucleotides. It is a transcript of the gene Gnrh1, whose product is annotated as gonadotropin releasing hormone 1. Gene Ontology annotation, biological process: multicellular organism development. The transcript has 3 exons. The record is from RefSeq and is a predicted model, not a curated record. Bases 3396 to 3686 code for a protein of 96 amino acids. Gene Ontology annotation, cellular component: extracellular region. Gene Ontology annotation, molecular function: gonadotropin hormone-releasing hormone activity. Lineage: Eukaryota; Metazoa; Chordata; Mammalia; Rodentia; Cricetidae.
UUUUGGUUUUACACUAAGGAAGAUAUCCAGUGGCUUGUGUUGCUCUGUAGCUGAUGAAUAUCACUGUUCAUUUGCUGUAUUGAGCAAGAAAUAUGGUUUUGCCUGAAGUCUAGGAAAGAUUCCUAAGAAAGGGAAGAGCUCCAAAUAGUAAAACUUGUGUUAUCCUUAGCAAUGAUCAUGUGUGCAUAUAGGUUAAAAUAGAGACUUGUGGGAGGGCUGCAGAAAGGUUCUCAGCCAGAGUCAGUCAGAUGAUUUCCGUUGAUAAGAUUCAGUUCUCCACUUCAGUAACUGUCUAAGGCAAAAUGUGUCAGACUCUGGUCAAAUUCUUCUCAACCAUUUGAAGGGAUUUGGAGUCAGAAAUGUAAAGUCAUUAUGAUAGCUUUCUCUAUUUCUCUAUCAAGACCUAUUUGUUCCAGUUCAUUUUAUGAAUGUUAUUUAUGUCAUAAGCCCGCCCCAAGUCAACUUUAAAUCAUCUUUUAUACAUGAAAAAUUCUGGAAUUAUAUUAAAUUCCCCCAAGGAAGUAGUAUCUUUAAAAUGAAAAGCGUCAAACUACAAAGAAAAGCGGUUUCAUUUCAGGAUAAAGCAUGUUCCCCAAGGCUUCAUUCUCAGACCUCUCACUGCCUGGCUUAGUGGUGUGAGCUACAGUUAGCCCCACAGUCCUCCUGCUGAGAUUUUGCAUUAGGGCAAGAAAGAGGUUGUUCGCCUGUCAUUCAGGAAGGUACAAAAGCAUUGUGGUCAUUUUGAGCUACUUAAAUGCUCAAAAUGAAGUAGUUUUCCCCCUAUAAAAACGUUUUUGAAUCUAGAAAAGAAAAUUGUGACAAUUAUAAAGUCCAAUUAUUUAAACCCAGUUGAUCAAUUUCAGGUCUUUGGUAAGUUGGCUUAAGCAUGCAAUCAUGAGAGAUCUAUAAGUGUAUCUCUAAGCCUCAAAACCUCACUGAUUGCAUAAUGGCUUAAUAGCUUAUUUGAUGCUGUAGAAAGUAGGACAUUAGUUUCUGUCCUUAGGCUCUGUGUGACCUGAGACAAGACUAAGUGUACUUGGGCCAAGGCAUAUCUGAUACUUUCAGUCUUGUGUUGCCAUGUUCACAAACUUUUAAAAUGUUUUAAAAUCGAUAUAGAAACAUUGAGGCUCAUUGACGACAGGGGUCCCACAUCUUUAUCAUUCUGUUAAUUCUAGCCAAAUGCCACAGUUUUGUUUUCGUUUUUUGUUUUUUUUGUUUUUUUUCUUGAGUGACACUUAGAAGCACAUCUCUAACAAACAAAAUACAGGGGACCAUUUGAAGCAAACUUGUUUAAACUUGAGGAGUUCUUACUGAAACCUCACCUCACUUGCACGUUCUAGUGAGACGAGGUCCCACUAUUUGUGUCAGAGUAGCAUGCUAGUGAAGUUACCUAAGUGAAAUGACAGCCACUAAAGUCCCCUGUCAUGAGGAUCGGGAAGAGAUCACCUAGGAAGCCUGAGAGUAUUACUUAUUCCUAGAAACCCUUGCAACUGGAAUUAUUUCAGAGAACAUGGGGCAAUGACUGAUGGGGUUAGUAUCCUACCAUCAAUGUGGCCCAUCUCAGCUGUAUAAAGAUCAAAUACUGUGUUAUUUUUAAAGCAUUACAGCAGAGGUAGUAUACCAGCUUUUACAAUGUAUUGUACACAGAUAGAGGUUUCAUUCUCUAUCAGAUAAAAUAUCUUGGAAGCUGAAAUCAAGGCGGAUCUGCCAAACCUGGUUAAAAGGCCCUCCAUUUAUUCAGGGACUCACCGAAUCUCUAUGUGUCGAAUGCUGACUAGAUGCAAAGAGUUAUCAACAGGCAGGAAGCAUAGAACUGACUUUCAUAGGUUAUAGACGGGAUAAAGGUAGGAAAACCUUUCUUAUGUUCAUGUGUGUGUGUGUAUGUGUGCAUGAAUGACACACGUGGGGGUUAGGGGACAGCUUGAGAGAAGCCGUUCUUAUUCCACCUUCUGGGGCCCUGGCAUUAAACUCAGGUCAGCAGGCCAUUUCACCAGCCCUAAACUAGAUGUUUUAGAUUGGGAACAACAAACACCAUGACUAUCUGAUUUAAAAAUUUUCCUUUUACAGAGACGCAAAUGCUGAGACUGGCUCCCCAGGGGCUCUGUCUCAACUUUCUGUAUUUGUUGCUUAACUUCCCUGUGAAAGUGUGUGUGUGUGUGUGUGUGUGUGUGUGUGUGUGUGUGUGUGUGUGUUUAACUUACCCAAGCUAUUGAUUUUCCUUGAACUCUCCAUAGCUCUUCCUCAGGGGAGCACAGCAUAGCUGGAUUUUAAUCCCUUAGAAUGGUGACUUCCACUGUGAAAGUUUCAGCUAAGAUCUUAAUGACCAGGUUUAACAGAUAGACCAGCAGGUGUCCCAAUUACACUCGCCAUUAAAAGGCUUUUGGGGAGGAUUUGAAUGUUAUUAUUAAAACCAUCGUCUGUGCUGCACUGCACCUCGUCAUCCACCAGCGGGGAAGAUUUCAGUGUCCCAGAAAGAAAAUUCGUAUAAAAAGGAAGCCAGGAAAACAGAAACACCGCAACACUCAACACACCGAAGAAGCUUGGCAUCCCUUUGGCUUUCACUUCCCAACAGGUAAAGUUCUUUGUACUUCUACCACUAUUUUUAAUGCUGCUUGUUACUGUAUGUCGAAAGGGUACUUUGCACUCAAGGGUCAAGUCUAGAUGUGAUGGUAUCCAAGGAAGCCUUGCCCUUCACUGAGUGACCUUCACCAGCCUUGGGGGAGAUCCAACCUUGGAGGAACCUAGCAGCUCAUGGCCCAGUGUUGGACAUUGAUUUUAGCUUCAUCCCCAUUAGAUGAAAUUAAUCUGGAGGCAAGUUUCUAUCAACUAACUCUAGGCUAACUUGGCAAGGGGGCAUUUGAGCUAGGUAUCUCCACCUAGAUCAGUAUAGAGUUCUCUCUUGGUCUUGAACCUGGUCCGACCAACUGUAAUGUCUAGAUGGCAGACAGGAACAAGCCAGCAGUACCACGGGGCAGCCGUUUAAAGUCAAGCAACCUCUUAGUAGAAGGAGGAGCUGCUUUUUCAGAGCUGAUGGCCCAGUUCUAACUUCCUGAAUGACAAAGUGGAGAACUGCUUGUAAGGGGGAGGGUACAGGCAAAGUGAAUUUGGUAAGGGAUGAAUUAUGGGUUUCACGUAACCAAACACAUAAAAAUAAAAAUGGGUUACGAUGCCACAAAAAAAGUGCUGAAGAUGCCAGGAUCCAGUACGAGUGCUUGUCCCCAAUGUCUAAGAUGCUCAAGACAGGCAGAUGCCCCCGAGUUUCAUUGUCUGCAUGACAUCCCAGCGCAUGACUCCCUCUGCAGCUGCUGCAGGUGAGUGGUGCAGAUGCUGGUCUCUUUGCUCUGCACUCUUUAUUUUCAUGCACGUCGGCCUGGGCCUGUCAUGAUUGUGUCUUGAUGUCCGUUAGAGUGGAGAUGACCCCCAAACUGACAGCUGCUGUUCUUCUGCUGAGUCUGUGUUUGGAAGGCUGCUCCAGCCAGCACUGGUCCUAUGGAUUGCGCCCUGGAGGAAAGAGAAACGCCGAACACUUGGUUGAUUCUUUCCAAGAGAUGGGCGAAGAUGUCGAUCAGCUGGCAGAACCCCAGCACUUCGAAUGCACUGUCCACUGGCCCCGCUCGCCCCUCAGGGACCUGCGAGGAGCUCUGGAGAGUCUGAUUGAAGAAGAAAGCAGGCAGAAGAAGAUGUAAAUGCAUUGACCCUGAAGGAUCCACAACAUCCAAGUAUAACGUGGACAUUGAAAUUUGUGACCUGUUACAGAGCUGUACCUGUGUGGCUUUCAGCAUUUUUAUGCCCAGCCGCGUGGAUGUCGUAAUAAAAUGAUGUGUUGUGGAUCAAGUACUGUAAAUGUGAUGUGCCUGGUUCUUGA